AUGGGAGAUAAGCUUUCGAAUGAUAUACCUCAAUCAAAUGUUAGUUAUCUUAGCGACGUUCAAAAUUCAGUAAAUCAGUUAACCUGUUUUAGAGAAAUUAAUGUAGAACCAGAAAUAUUAAGUUUACUUCCGGGAUUGGUUGCCUCUAAAGCAUCCGGCAUCGAUGGAAUUUCAGCAAAAAUUUUGAAAAUCGCAGCUCCAGCAAUAAUUACUCCAUCAAUUGUAUCAAUUUUUAAUCAAUCAAUCGCAACUGGUAUAUUCCCAUCUGAUUGGAGAGUCGCCAGAGUAGCUCCAAUACACAAAACAUGUGCUAAGCACGAUAUGGAAAAUUACAGACCGAUAUCUGUUAUUUCAAUUAUAGCGAAGAUUAUGGAGAAACUGAUACUGACAUAA
Paramuricea clavata is the source of this 393-nucleotide messenger RNA. The record is from the annotation of a GenBank genome assembly. Lineage: Eukaryota; Metazoa; Cnidaria; Anthozoa; Malacalcyonacea; Plexauridae.